AUGAUACACAAUUUUUAAAAGAAAUUGAAGCUAAUAAUUAACCCAAUAUCCAUGACAAAUUAGUAAUAAGAAUAUAUAAAUUAUCUAUAUUUUUGGGCUUCACAAAUAAAGUCUUCAAGUAAAAGCCAUUUUUCAAAUAUUAAUGAUCCUAAAAAUCCUGUUUUACUAAUAAUAAUUUAGAAUUUAUUAGUAAAUAUAAAUGUUAAUAAUUAAGAGAUGAAUAAAUCAUUCAUCAUAGUCUAAUUAAAUCUUUUUCUCAUGGGAUGA
Messenger RNA from Paramecium sonneborni, 267 nucleotides. The record is from the annotation of a GenBank genome assembly. Lineage: Eukaryota; Ciliophora; Oligohymenophorea; Peniculida; Parameciidae.